This is a messenger RNA of Dryobates pubescens (Downy woodpecker), 640 nucleotides long. RefSeq names its product transmembrane emp24 domain-containing protein 4-like. Gene Ontology annotation, biological process: positive regulation of canonical NF-kappaB signal transduction; Golgi organization; endoplasmic reticulum to Golgi vesicle-mediated transport. The transcript has a single exon. Gene Ontology annotation, cellular component: endoplasmic reticulum-Golgi intermediate compartment; COPII-coated ER to Golgi transport vesicle; Golgi apparatus. NCBI's taxonomy places the organism in Eukaryota, Metazoa, Chordata, Aves, Piciformes, Picidae. The record is from RefSeq and is a predicted model, not a curated record.
GAGCGCUCACGGCCUUUGCUUCCAUAUCGGCGAGACGGAGAAGCGCUGCUUCGUCGAGGAAAUCCCGGAUGAGACCACGGUUAUCGGGAACUACCGGACGCAGCUGUGGGACAAGCAGUCGGAGUCCUUCCUGCCCUCCACCCCGGGGCUGGGCAUGCACGUCGAGGUGAAGGAUCCCGACGGCAAGGUGGUGCUGUCCAGGCGGUACGGCUCGGAGGGUCGCUUCACCUUCACCUCCCACACGCCGGGGGAGCACCGGAUCUGCCUGCACUCCAGCUCCACCCGCGUGGCUCUCUUCGCCGGGGGCAAGCUGAGGGUGCAGCUGGACAUCCAGGUGGGGGAGCACACCAACAACUGCCCCGAGAUCGCCGCCGAGGACAAGCUGACCGAGCUGCAGCUCCGCGCCCGCCGGCUCCUCGACCAGGUCGAGCAGAGCCAGGACCAGAACUAGCAGAGGUACCGGGAGGAGCGUUUCCGCAUGGCCAGCGAGAGCACCAACCAGAGGGUGCUCUGGUGGUCCAUUGCCCAGACUGGCAUCCUCCUCCUCACUGGCAUCUGGCAGAUGAGGCACCUCAAGAGCUUCUUCGAAGCCAAGAAGCUGGUGUAGCCCCUUCUGGUGUUCUCCCCCCCACCUACUACC